AUGGAUAUGGGCGGCCUGAGAAUUCCAAGCUCACACCACCACCGCCUUCUCUCUCCUCCCCAAAUCCACCACCUCCUCUUCACCACCACCACCACCGCCCCCGGCCCGUGGUACACCCCAUCAUCACCUCACCAAUACCACCUCGAUCAAGGUCGAGACGAAGAACUGAUCCUCUCAACCAUCUCUGAAGCCAUCAUUAACUACCCAACAAAACCCCUCCACACCUCCCUUAGAAAGAUCCUGCCUUCCCUCACAGCCCAUCAAAUUAUCAGCCUGAUCAACCUUAACCCUCACUCUCUCUCUCCAGCAUCUCUUUCCUCCUUCUUCACAUGGCUCUCCUCUCAACCCUCCUUUCGCCAUACCCUCCACUCCUACUGCACCAUGACCCAUUUCCUCUUUUCCCACCAAAUGCUCCCACAAGCCCAAAAUCUCCUCCAAAUCAUUGUCUCACGAAAAGGAAAAGACUCUGCUGCUCCAGUUUUCGCUGCAAUUCUCGAAACCAAAGGUACCCAUCAAUCCAAUUGUGUGUUCAAUGCUCUUAUGAGUGCUUACAUAGAUUCGGGCUUCAUUUCCGAUGCAAUUCAAUGCUUUAGAUUGGUUAAGAAGCAUCGAAUUGGCAUCCCAUUUCCAUCUUGUAGUCGCCUUCUUUACUUGCUAAUAAAAUCGAAUGCACCCUUGGUGGCUUGGGCGUUUUAUAAGGAUAUUUUGGGUUAUGGGUAUCCACCAAAUGUACACAAUUUCAACAUUUUGAUGAACAGACUCUGCAAAGAAGGGAAAAUAAGGGAGGCCCUAAUGAUUUUUGGUGAGAUGGAAAAGAGGGGUUGGAGGCCAAGUGUGGUUAGUUUCAAUAUUUUAGUAAAUGGCUUUUGUAAAUUGGGUAAUUUAGAGGAGGGGUUCAGGUUGAAGAGGGAUAUGGAAGAUAAUGGAAUCUUUCCUGAUGUUUUUACUUAUAGUGUUUUGAUUUAUGGGCUUUGUAUGGAGAGUAGGUUGGAGGAUGCAAAUGAGUUGUUCAAUGAGAUGUGUGGAAAAGGUUUGGUUCCCAAUGAUGUUACUUUUACUACUUUGAUUAACGGGCACUGCAAAAAUGGGAGAAUUGAUAUGGCUUUGGAGAUUUAUGAGCAGAUGUUGAUGAAAGGAGUGAAGCCUGAUUUGAUCAUGUACAAUUCGCUUGUCAAUGGUCUUUGCAAGAGUGGAGAGUUGAGGGAAGCAAGGAAACUUGUUGACGAGAUGACAAGGGUGGGUUUGAAGCCUGACAAGAUUACAUAUACAACCCUUAUUGAUGGAUGCUGCAAGGACGGAGAUUUGAAUGCGGCACUGCAGAUCAGGAAGGGAAUGACUGAGGUCGGCAUGGAGCUCGAUAGUGUGGCACUCACCGCCCUUAUUUCUGGGUUUUGUAGAGAAGGACGAGUGUUUGAUGCUGAAAGAACAUUGAGGGAAAUGUUGACAACUGGUGUGAAACCUGCCGUUGCAACAUAUACUAUGGUCAUUGAUGGGUUCUGUAAGAAGGGAGAUGUUAAGAUGGGUUUCAAAUUGCUCAAGGAGAUGCGGAGUGAUGGACGUGUACCCAAUGUUGUAACAUAUAAUGUGCUUAUGAAUGGCCUGUGCAAGCAAGGUCAGAUGAAAAAUGCUAAGAUGCUGUUAGAUGCGAUGCUUAACUUGGGGGUGGUUCCAGAUGACAUAACUUACAACAUCCUAUUGGAAGGGCAUUGCAAGCAUGGGAACCCUGAGGAUUGUAAGAGACUUCGUAGCGAGAAAGGGCUUGUUCUUGAUUAUGCUUCUUAUACUUCACUAGUUGGUGGUUUCAGCAAAACUUCAAGACAUCGUCAGAAGAGAUGAUAACUACACAGGUGAAUUUCAUUUCAAGUAGGUACUGUAAAAUGAGUUCAGAGAGGCUAUAUCAAUUCCCCUAAUGUGUUAUCCAUCUUGGGAUGUGUAGUUGAGGCACAGUAAGAUGUCACAUAUACUAUCCUUGUCGACGGUUCUGUAGGAAUGUGGAUGUUAAGGUUUUUAAUUUCCCAUGGGAUUGAUGUUCCAGUCCAAAUAGUGAAGGAAUUGAAUCUGGACUGCUCGAUUGCCUUCAGAGUCCAGGGCUGUUCGAACAGGAUUGAGUUACUAAUGGGUCGAUGUUAGUGAGGAUGGCCCACAUGAUCUGGAUGAGGCAUAAUACAAACCGGAGAUAAUCAUGGCUUGUGCUACUCUAUGGAUAACAACCAAGGUUAUAGUUAUGUUACAUGGUAGGUGCUCUUUGGGGGGAUGUUUCUGCUCUAUUAAUUGAUGUUGUGAUGUGGACCUUUCUUGUGCAAAGAAAAGGGACAGAAGCGAAAAUAAGAAUCUUCACAUGCAUGCUGGAUGAAGGUGGAGUUCAAACUUAAAGCUUCCACCUCUGGUUCCUGAAGGGAUAUCUUUGGCGCUCUGUAAGAAUAUGAUAUACCUAUAACUAUUUAUACAUUUUGUUGUAGUAGCUGGAUUGAAACAUGGAAGGAAAUAAAGCUUCCUCGGUGGAUGAAUGUCAUUAUGGCGAACCAUGUAAAUUAGUUUCUACUCUCUCUUGUAAUCUCUAUUAUCCUGCAAAGAAAGAAAGAAAGAAAGGUUUAGGCGAUUGAUCAAAAAGACAUUUCCUUCGCUU
Ilex paraguariensis (yerba mate) is the source of this 2626-nucleotide messenger RNA. The record is from the annotation of a GenBank genome assembly. NCBI's taxonomy places the organism in Eukaryota, Viridiplantae, Streptophyta, Magnoliopsida, Aquifoliales, Aquifoliaceae.